This is a messenger RNA of Acanthochromis polyacanthus (spiny chromis), 12948 nucleotides long. RefSeq names its product otogelin (gene otog). The record is from RefSeq and is a predicted model, not a curated record. Gene Ontology annotation, biological process: L-arabinose metabolic process. NCBI's taxonomy places the organism in Eukaryota, Metazoa, Chordata, Actinopteri, Pomacentridae. Gene Ontology annotation, cellular component: extracellular matrix. The coding region runs from base 114 to 11237 and encodes 3707 amino acids. Gene Ontology annotation, molecular function: protein binding; alpha-L-arabinofuranosidase activity. The transcript is spliced from 53 exons.
UCCAGACAGCAGCUGCUGCCAUAGAAACCAACACAUCUGCCUCCAGUCAGUCACUGGUCAGCCCGACGUCCAACCAGACGUCCAAACAGACGUCCAAACAGACGUCCUACAGCAUGGGGAGGACAGUAAAUGCCUCACUGACCUUCAGCUCAGACCAAUCAUCUGCAGUUGUAGCACCAUCAAGUCCAACAAGAACAAUGCCAUCCAGUCAGUCACCAACAACUACAGCAUCAACCAGCCAAUUACCAGGAAGCACAACACAAACUAGCCAAUCAUCGACAGCUACAACAUCAAUCAGCCAAAUACCAAGCAGAACAACACAACCUAGCCAACCAUCCGGCAGCACAACACAAACUAGCCAAUCACCAACAACAUCAGCAUCAACCCGCCAAUUACCAGGAAGCACAACACAAGCUAGCCACUCACCAACAGCAUCAGGAUCGAACAGCCAAUCACCAGCCAGAACAUCACAAACUAGCCAAUCACAAACCACCACAACACAAAUUAGCCAAUCACCAGGGAGCACAACACAUGCCAGCCAGUCACCAGGCAGCACAACACCAACUAGCCAAUCAUCAACAACCAUAACAUCAACUAACCAAUCAUCAACAACCACACCAUCAACUAGCCAAUCACAAGGCAGAACAACGCAUACCAGUGAAUCACCGGCAAGAACAACACAACCCAGCCAAUCAUCAACAACCAUAGCAUCAACCAGCCAAUCACCAGGCAGAACAACACAACCCAGUCAAUCACCAACAACCAUAGCAUCAACCAACCAAUCACCAGGCAGAACAACACAACCCAGCCAAUCAUCAACAACCAUAGCAUCAACCAGCCAAUCACCAGGCAGAACAACACAACCCAGUCAAUCACCAACAACCAUAGCAUCAACCAACCAAUCACCAGGCAGAACAACACAAUCCAUUCAAUCACCAACAACCACAACAUCAACUAGCCAAUCACCUGGCAGCACAGUGCACACCAGUCAAUUGUCAACAACUGCAACGCUGAACAGCCAAUCAUUAGGCAGAACAACACAAGCCAGUCAGUCGGCAACCAAGACAGAAUCAUUUAGCCAAUCACAAACCCGCCCAGUACUAGCGAGCCAAUCACUGACCACCACAGAAUCAACAGGCCAAUCACCAGACCACAAAGCACGUAUCAGACAUUCAGCAACAACCAAAGCACCAUCUGGUCAAUCAACAACCACCACAGUAAUAUCCAACCAAUCACCAACCACCACAGCACCAUCUAGCAGGUCUCCAACAUCCACAGUCACAAUAAAACAAUCACCAGCCAAAACAACUGAAUCUGGCCAGUCACAAAGCAGCUCAAGUCCAUCCAGCCAAUCACCAGGCACCACAACACCAGCCAGGCAAACAUCAGCUAUAAGGACAUCACCCGGCCAAUCACAGACCAGCACAGCAACAUCAAGUCAAUCACCAAGAAGCACAGAGCCAGCCAGUCAAUCACCAACCAACACAUCAUACGAUCAAUUAAAGUCCAGCCAAUCAUCAACUGCACUCAGCCAAUCACCACCAUCAAAUCAACCCUUACUAUCCUCACAUUCUUCAAAUCAACCACCACCUAAUGAGUCUAUGACCAUCUCAGACACUUCACACCACAUAUCACAUAGUUUGACAUCUAUUAACCAAUCGCUGCCACAUUCUGCACCAUCUGACCAAUCACUGACCAGCUCAGCAACAUCAAACCAAUCAUCACCUGGAAACUCAGAUUUUUCGCCAGAGGAGCGUCCAGUUAAUGUUUCCCUACUCACCAGGCACGCGAAGGAAGCCCUCAGGUCGUCGUUUCCACGGAUUCCAGGUGAUCCUUGUGUGUUUCCCUGCCUGAACGGAGGGCAGUGUGUUCAGCUGGAGUCAUGUGACUGCAGCAUGUAUCAGGCCACAGGUCACAGAUGUCAGACAGUUCCAAACCCUGGCUUUGAGAGGGAGAUGACGUGUCGAUCUUGGGGUCAGUACAACUUUGAGACCUUCGACGGCCUCUACUUCUACUUCCCUGGCAGAUGCACCUACACGUUACUGAGGGACUGUGAGGAGACCACGCAGGCCAGCAUGGUCGUCCAGGUCCACAAUGAUCCCGGCUGUAGCUCUGCCCCCUAUACCUGCCAGCGCUCCAUCAGUCUCUUCCUGCCGUGGGAAGGCGAGGUCCGGCUGCAUGCCACCAACGUGACCUUCAAAGGCCAAAUUUUGCAGCUGCCUCAUCACAUCCAUGACCUGCAGCUGGAGCAGAUCUCCCAGUAUGUUCUGGUAACGCAGCAGCAUGGCUUCACGCUGGCCUGGGAGGGACGCAGUGGCUCCGUCUACAUCAAACUCAGCCCAGAGUUUGUGGGAAGAACUUGCGGAUUGUGUGGUAAUUUCAACGCUGACGUCCAGGAUGACCUGAAGACGAGCUACGGUGUGCUGACUCAUGAAAUAGAAAUGUUUGGGAAUAGCUGGGUGGAGGUGGAUCCACACCAGGACCGAUGUCCAGCGGUGCCCUCUGGUUUCGCUUCACCUUGUGCUGCAGUCGAUGCUCAAGUCCUGCUGAAAGUGGACGAGGUGUGUGCCAUGCUGCUGGAGCCGCCAUUUCAGAGCUGCCACGACUUUGUGAGCCCGCUGUCCUACAUGGCCAGCUGCUCCAACGACCUCUGCAUGUCGGGUCCCAACGGCGAUGUGGUAUGCCAGGUGUUCAGCGAGUACGCCCGGGCCUGCGCCCAUGCUGACCACCCACUGCACGACUGGAGGCAGCACAUUCCUCAGUGUGCGAAGCAGUGUCCUCGAGGGCUGCAGUACAGGGAAUGCAUCAGCUGCUGCCCGGCGUCCUGCAAUCUGGAGCGAACGUGCAUCGACAGCAAGCUGGCCUGCCUCGAUGGAUGCUAUUGUCCCGAUGGUCUGAUAUAUGAGGAUGGAAGCUGUGUGACGCCAUCCGACUGUCCCUGCGAGUACCACGGCAUGUUUUAUCCAUCUGGCCAAACGCUGCAGGAGGAAUGCAAUAACUGCACAUGCAUGGGUGGAGUGUGGAACUGCACCGACUACAGCUGCCCAGGUGAAUGCUCGGUGACGGGCGAUAUGUAUUUUCAGUCCUUUGAUGGGCGGAUCUACACUUUCCCAGCCACAUGUCAGUACGUCCUCGCUAAAAGUCGCAGCUCAGGAAGGUUCACUGUCACCGUCCAGAACGCCCCCUGUGGAGCUAAUUUGGAUGGGGCCUGCAUCCAAUCAGUUAACCUGGUUAUUGACGAGGAUCCAAGAACGGAGAUUACACUGAGUCACGUUGGAGAAGUCUUCAUGGCCGGACAGUACCGCAUCUCCCUGCCCUAUUCUGACGAUAUCUUCCACAUCCAGGAGCUGUCGUCGAUGUUCCUGCAGGUGCGGACGACGUUCGGCCUGCGACUGCAGUACAGCUGGAGGGAGUUUCGCCUCUACCUGCAGGCCGACGAGCUGUGGAAGGACGACACGGUGGGGCUGUGCGGCACCUUCAACGGCAACAUUCAAGAUGACUUCCUAUCUCCAUCUGGUAUGAUAGAAAGCACUCCUCAGCUGUUUGGAAACGCCUGGAGGGUCUCGUCAGCCUGUUCGUCCAGCCUGAGCACACCUCAACUAGACCCCUGUGAUACACACCAGCAGGCCGUGACCUACGCCUCAGAGAUGUGCGAUGUGCUGAACCAGGAUCUGUUCUCCGCCUGUCACGAGUACCUCAGUCCGACACCCUUCCAUCAGCAGUGUCGCUCAGACACCUGUAAAUGUGGGACGCCGUGUCUCUGCUCUGCGUUGGCCCACUACGCUCGCCACUGCCGCCGAUUCUCCGUCAUCAUCGACUUUCGAUCGCACGUCCCUGACUGUGCCGCCACCUGUCCUGUCACCAUGCAGUACGGCACCUGUGUGUCGUCCUGCCAGCGCCGAUGCUCCUCCCUUUCCAUCCCGCUACACUGUGGGGAGGAGUGUGAGGAGGGCUGUGUCUGUCCUCUGGGGUCCUUCUACAACCACCGAACACACACCUGUGUCCACAGGAGCGAGUGUCCUUGCAGUUUCCUCGGAGCAGAUUAUGAACCAGGAGAUGUGAUCAUGACGUCAGCAGGUGUUCAGCUCUGUCUGAACGGUAAACUGGUGUCUCAAACAACAGACACUGACAGGUUGUGUCCAGCUGGUCAGCUCUACCUGAACUGUUCAGAGGGGGAGGACCGCCUCCGACCUGGAAGGGGCGUGGCCUGCGAGCGCACCUGUGAGUCCUACCUGCUCAACCUCACCUGCUCGACUCAUGAGCCCUGCGUCCCCGGAUGUGCCUGCCCUCCUGGCUUGUUGAAACAUGGAGACGAGUGCUUUGAACCCGACGCCUGCCCUUGUCUGUGGAAAGGAAAAGAGUAUUAUCCCGGCGACAGGGUGUCCUCCCCCUGCCACCAGUGCGUUUGCCAGCACGGGACGUUCCAGUGUGUGUUUCGUCCGUGUCCGUCCAUGUGCACGGCCUACGGCGAUCGACACUACAGGACGUUUGAUGGACUGCUGUUUGACUACGUUGGUGCAUGCAAAGUCUAUCUUGUGAAGAGCAGCGCAGAUGUGAUGCUCAGUGUUACAGCUGAGAACGUCGACUGCUUCGACAGUGGAGUCAUCUGCAGGAAAUCGCUGCUGAUCAACAUCGGCAGAUCCUUCGUCGUGUUUGAUGACGACACCGGGAAGCCAAAUCCGUCCAGUGUGAUCGACAGGAAGCAGAGGAUGUUCAUCUGGCCAGCUGGAUACUUCACAGUCAUUCAUUUCCCAGAUGAAGAUGUCACCAUCCUCUGGGACCGCAAGACCACCGUCCACAUCCAGGUUGGACCUCGCUGGCAGGGGAAGCUGAGCGGACUGUGUGGAAACUUCGACCUGAAGACGGUGAACGAGAUGCGAACACCCGACAACAUCGACUCCCCAACGCCACAGGAGUUUGGAAACAGCUGGACAGCAACAGAAUGUGUGAACAGUCCAGAUAUCAGACACCCCUGCAGCCUCAGUCCACUCAGAGAACCUUUUGCAAAGCGUCAGUGUGCCGUCCUGCUCAGCGAGGUCUUCCAGGCCUGCCACCCAGUGGUGGAUGUUACCUGGUUCUACAUGAACUGUCUGGCAGACACAUGUGCCUGCAGCCGUGGAGGUGAUUGUGAGUGUUUCUGCACCAGCGUGGCGGCAUACGCUCAGCGCUGCUGCCAUCAGGGCGUCCCGGUGGACUGGCGCUCCCCUUCAAUGUGCCCGUAUGAUUGUGAAUUCUUCAACAAAGUUCUGGGUAAAGGUCCCUUCAGGCUCUUUGCCUUCAGGGAUCGGACGGCGCUGUUGGCGGCCAGCAGGUCCGGCGGCUCCGUGUUCCUGCAGCGAAGCAACAUCAGCUCAACCGCCGCCUCCGGCAUCCUCUCUCAGUUCAUGAUGACGCCGGGCCUCAGCAGAGCUCGACCACACGAUUCUUCGCGGGUUUCCUUUGAGGCGGCCGACAGACCGAACUACUUCCUGUACGUGAGCGCCAGCGGCCAGGUGAGGCUGGCCAAGUGGGAGGACAGAGAGGCCUUCUGGGACGGCGCCACCUUCGUCCUCCACAGGAACACCUGGAUCGCGGGCUACGACUCGCUGGAGUCCCAGACCAAACCCGGCUUCUUCCUGCACGCCACGCUGCCUCGCCUCCACCUGCUCAAAUACAGGCACACCGACAGUUUUCGCAAAGCCACGCUGUUCAGACUGACAGGCCCCAGCUCAGACACCCCGCCGGGUCCUCGGUGUCAGUGGAGGUACGACUCCUGCAUCAGUCCGUGUUUCAAGACCUGCAGCGACCCGUCGGCUGAGGCCUGCGUCACCAUCCCACAAGUUGAGGGUUGCCUUCCCGUCUGUCCACCACACAUGGUCCUGGAUGAAGUCACCCGUCGGUGUGUCUACGUUGAAGACUGUAUUAAGGUCCCAGUUGUUGCUCAGCCUGUAACACCAUCCACCGCUCAGCCGACCUCUGCAGCUGUCACUUCUGCAACCACCAGCACCACAUCCUCCACUACUCCCAUUAGGACCACCACCACCUCCUCCUCCACUCCACACACCGCUCCAACAACUAAACUCACCACCACUAAUCCUGCUGUGAGCUCUCUGACCACCACGUCUGAGGCGACCCCACCGGUCACUCCGUCUCCUGCUGCAACUCCUGAACGUCCCAGAACAACAGAACCUCCAUAUCCCCCAACAGCGCCCCCUUCUGUGAGGCCAGAGGUGGAGGAGCCGUUGUCUACUGUCAGAGUGACUGAAGCUUCACCCACGACUGUUAAAGACUCAACAACAUGGACGAGCACGACGCCGAGCUCCACUCUCAGCCCCGUUGGACCCAGCACAGCCAAGACAAGCACGGCUCCGUUUGCCAUCACGGCUCUGUUCUGGAUCACCUCCACCACGAAGCCCGCCGACUCCCUGCCGCCCUUCUUCACCACCCAGCUGCCAACGACCACAACUUCUGUAGAGGGUCCAACUACAAUCAGAGCUCCGACAACUCUGCCUCCAACCGAAGAGACCACACAGACCACAACACAUUCAGCAGCAGUUACUCCGAUUGUAACGUCUUCCAGUCCGACUCCGGUUUCAGAGACUUCAGUAGUAACGGAGAAAACCACUGUUCCCAGUACAGCUACCACUACGUACACAGACACCAGCACUAAACCUGCAACAGAGGAGAGAACAACUACAACAACGACGACACUCACCCCUCCUGGUUUACCGACCACAGCCUCCACAACACCUUCACCUCCACCGGCUUCACCUGCUGUAGAAACAGGAACUACAUCUUCACCAGCAGUCACUUCAACAACAACUAAACAAUCAGUCACACCAGUCUCACCUUCCAUUACCAGUAAAACAACACCACACACACCUCCAGAGACCACACCACCACCCGUUAUCACUGAGAGGAUCACACACAUCAGCUCUACUCACCUGAUCACUUCCACAGCAGUUCCUGAGUCACCUACGACAACCGUUGUCCAUGCUGCACCAACUACAGCUGCUCCAUCUGUCUCCACCUCCGCCACUACAGACUGGAGAACAACUACAAAGAAAGUGACCACGCCUGAAUCCACUGCCUCUGAAUCACCCGUAGUUACCAUGACAACAGCUGCACCUCCACCUCCAAAGAUAACAGAAGCCAAACUUGUUUCCACAUCCACGACCUACACUGAGAGAACCUCCUGGUCUGCAGCCGUCCCACUAACGGAGAGAACCACCACUACAACCUCAAGACCUCCAGAAGUUCCAGAGACAUCCACCAUGUCCACAGGUUCUUCAGACACAACAAAAGCAACUGUACCAUUAGCAUCUCCAACACAGACCACCGAUAGACUGACAACAACCGAGGCCUCCACCCGUCCUGUCACUUCUGAGAGGACCACUGAGCCGUGGAUUCCCCCUCAUCGAGAGACCACCUCCACCCCGGUGUACAGACCCACAGUGGAGACAACACCAGAGAUCACUUCUGAAGCUGUCAUCCAUGUGGUGACUAUGACUAAAACCACCGAAGUCCCUCAGCUUCCAGCUACAUCAGAGCCGACUGUCACCUCUGCAACAUCCACCACUUUCACCACCACCACUACUCAAACUACAACAUUGCCUGAAAUGUCAACAUCAGAAAGCGAAGCCACAACAACCAGAAAACUGGUCACACCUCCACCUCCACCUGUGCCUGCUACUCCUGAGACACACCUCACCACCACCCCUACAAGAUCACCACCUGCUGUUGUUACCACCGCUCUCAGACCUGUCGUUGUUCAACCGAUUACAGAAACAACACAUCCAGUGACUGGCAGCGUGCAGGUGUCUACUAGAGCUACAACCACGUUGCCUCCGUCUUGGUCGCCGCUCCACACAACGACCUCCACAGCAGCUCCACGGCCAACCACUUCCCUGGACAAAGUCACCACCCGGCUGGUUUCCACUUCAAGAGCUUCAGCCGCUGUGACAACGACCACCAUCACACGAACAACAACCGUCAGGACGACACCUAGAGUUCCUCUGACAACGAGAGUUACCCCCAGAAUCACGUCGACCGAGAGGUCAACCACCAGACCGGUCACUGCAAGGGUUACCAUAGCAACAAGGCCUUCCACAGUUACCACCAGAUCAACCACCUCUGGCCCACCGCCUGUUACGUCAAGUCCAGUUACUACAACCACAUCAGGACUGACAACUACGACUACCACAACGUCUGCUGAGUCUGUCACCACAGUGAGCACGACGGAACGUGUCGAUACAACCACAGCAUCCCGCCUCACCACCACAACUGGUCCAGCGCCUGUUCCAACUACAACAACCCUCACAGCAUCUACAGCCGUCCCCACAGCAACCACCAGACAGACAACCACAUCUGAGAAGACCUUGACAACCAAAGAGACUGAGCUGUCACCAUCCCAACCUCAUGUCCUCAUCUCCACCCAGGUGCCCAGCAUUCCCACUCCUGCUACAACUUCACUCCCAUCAGCCACCACUGCUGCACCAGACAGAGCAGAUCAAAGCAGUCCGGGUGUACCAACACCUCCAGCACCGACCUCUCCUCACACACCUGUGGAAACAACGAGCUACACAGUGGAGGGAACAACAUCUAUGACUGUGUCACCUACCAGGAUGUGCACCCCUCCGUAUGCAGAGAUUGUCGACGAAUGUACAAAAUACAUCUGCGUCAACAACCAGCUCAUCCUGUUCAACAAAUCCCAGAGCUGCCCCUUCACUGCCGAGCCUCCCAACUGUGGCCUGCUUGGUUUUGCCGUACUGGUGAAUGGAGACAAGUGCUGCCCUCAGUGGGACUGUCCAUGCCGAUGCUCGAUGUUUCCUGACCUGAACGUGAUCACGUUUGAUGGGAACAGCGUCGCCAUCUACAAGGCUGCCUCGUACAUCGUGACCCAGCUGCCCAACGAGACCGUCAGUGUUCUGGUUCAGGAGUGUCCCGCUGACUCCGAGUCUCUACUUCUCUGGAAUUUCACCAACCUGUGUCUGGUGGCGCUAAACAUCACCCACAACUCCAACCGCAUCGUCAUCAACAGGCUGCAGAGGAGGCUCUACAUCAACUCACGAUACGCCAGACCUCGGUUCAAAAAGUACGGCUUUGAGAUCUACGACACAGGAAACAUGUACCUGAUCCGCAGCCCGUCCGGCCUCAAGCUGCAGUGGUACCACAGCACCGGUAUGAUGGUGAUCGACACUGACAGCUUCAGCAACAAGCUGCCCACCAUGGGCCUCUGCGGUUUCUGUGACGGAGACCCGACCAAUGACCUGACUCUGGCCAACGGCACCACCGUGGGCGUAAGCGAGGACCCGGCUCUGUUCAUCGACAGCUGGCAGGUUCCCAACACCACCAGCUACGUCAGCCACAGCCGGCGCCGCGAGCUCAACUGCUCCACCAGCGACUGCUCCAGCUGCCUGCUCAUGCUGCAGAACCACGCCUUCACGCCCUGCCACGCCUUCGUCCCACCCAGCAUGUUUUGUGAGGUUUGGGUUCGAGACGCCGAGUACGUCAACAACCAGUGUGUGGCUCUGGCUGCUUAUGUGGCUUCCUGCCACAAAUUCAACAUCUGCAUUGAGUGGAGGAGUCCAGAUUACUGCCCCUUCGUGUGUCCCGACACUCUUCGUUAUCAGGCCUGUCUGCCGGCCUGCACGUCUCAGUCCUGCCCGAACCACGACUUUGAUUCCGAUCCGGACCAGUGUUCAGGCCUGACAGAGGGCUGUGUCUGCCCAGAGGGAACGCUCCUCCACCGGCCGUACUCUGCACUCUGCAUCCCUCCAGACAAAUGUGCCUGCACCGACAGCUCCGGUCUUCCUCGAUCACACGGCGAGGUCUGGAAAGCCUCGAAGGACGCUUGCUGCAUGUAUCGCUGCGACAAUGAUACCAUCGUUCCCGUGGAGUACAACUGCUCCAACAUGGCGGCUCCCGUGUGUCGCCGGUCAGCGGAGGUGAUCAUCAGUCUGGCCGACGACACCAGCUGCUGCCCACAGAAAGUCUGCGUGUGUAACCAGAGUCUGUGUGACCAGCUGCCUCCUGAGUGCAAAUACGGGGAGAAGCUGGUGUCCUACUACAGACUGGACUCCUGCUGUCCGGACUACGUCUGCGAAUGCGAUCCUGAACUCUGUGAGUCGGAUGUUCCCACCUGCAGAGACGACCAGACGCUGAUCGCCACCAGAGCUGACGGCAGCUGCUGUCUGGCCAACAUCUGCAUGUGUUCGUCCUGCGUGGAGGCGCCUCCGCUCUGUCAGGACGGCGAAAUGUUGACGGUCGACAGCAACACCACAGAUCGAUGCUGCCCGAGCUACCAGUGUGUGUGUGAGCCCUACAGGUGUCCUCAGCUCAGCUGUUCUGUUGGGAUGUCGGUGGUGUCGGUGUCGAGUCCGAGUCGCUGCUGUCCCAAUCAAACGUGUGAGUGCUCCUGUGAAAAGAUCGCUUCUCCAAAAUGUGGUCUGGGAGAGGCUGCUCAGCUGGACCGGGUCUUCCUGUCCGACCCACAGAACCAGUGCGCCUGCAAGAGAUACAAGUGUGUGCGUGAGGCGGUGUGUGUGUUUGGUGAGCGAGGCGUGUUGCGUCCGGGUCAGACUCUGGUCGAACACGGAGACGACGGUUUGUGUCACAGCCGUCAGUGCAGCCGCAGCCUCGACCCGGCGAGCGGCUUCCACCUGCUGCGAACCUCCAGCAUCAACUGCUCCGCAAACUGCCAACCAAACCAGAUGUAUGUACCUCCCAAAGACCAGUCUACAUGCUGCGGUGUCUGUAAGAAUAUUUCCUGCCUCUAUGAGCACGAAAAUGGAACGAUGGGGGUCUAUAAGCCCGGAAAGUCCUGGGUGUCAAACUGCAUGAAGUUCGACUGCGCCGACACUCUAUCUGGACCGACGCUCAUCUCCUACUCCUUCAGCUGCCCCCCCUUCAACGAAACCGAGUGUAUGAAGAUCGGUGGAACUGUCGUAAGUUACAUGGACGGAUGCUGCAGGACAUGCAAAGAAGACGGAAAGUCGUGUCAGAAAGUGACGGUGAGGAUGACGAUCAGGAAGAACGACUGCCGCAGCAACAGACCGGUGAACAUCGUGUCAUGUGACGGGAAGUGUCCGUCCGCCAGCAUCUACAACUACAACAUCAACACUUACGCUCGCUUCUGCAAGUGCUGCAGGGAAACGGGGCUGCAGCGGCGCUCGGUACAGCUCUACUGCAGUGGAAACGCGACCUGGGUCAGCUACACCAUCCAGGAGCCGACCGACUGCUCCUGCCAGUGGUCCUAAACACACUCAGUGUUCACAUCUGCAAAAACACAAGACGUAGAAGAAGAAGAAACAUCGGCCAUGUUGCUUUAGGGCUUUAGGAUGUUGGGAGGCUGUGAUUAGCAGGACGAGUGAGGGGCUCCGCUGGCAGUAAAUGAUAACACAGUAAGUCGCUGUGGUGCCUCUGCUGGCAGGGAGGUGGUACUGCAGAACUGCAGGCAGCUACAAAAAAUACAUUUACUCUCCCAGAGAAGUUAAAAAAAAGACAAGUGUUGCAAACAUGCGACACGAGGAUGGUGUUUUGAUAAUAUUUUAAAUAUUUAAAAAUAUAGGUAUUAAUAGUUGUGAUAGUAUUAAAUGACAUCAGACUGUGCACAUUGAAACAAUCUUAGGGUGCUUUAAUCAUCCUCCUGUUCAUACUGGCCAUUAAAAAUCCCCUUUUAAUCACAGUUUAACUAAUGGGAGACACAUUUGUGGUUAUCUUACUACAAAAUUUUGUACACAAAUGACAAAUUUCUGUUUCCUGGACACUUAAGGUCUUCUUGCUGAACUUUGUAUGUGUUACUGUAACAAAGAGCGAGAUAUGUAUUAAAAAGACAGAACACAGGGGAUAUUCAGGUCCUCAAAAGGCUUUCAAAUAUUGAUUUUAAAGGUAUCAAUUUUGUCGAUUAAUUUUACAAUUUAAUCGACAAGACAUUUUUGUAGCCUAAUGCUAGCUGUAGCAUUAAUUAGAAAAGUUUCCACACAUUGUCGCAGAUUUCUCUCAAAUCUCUUAGAAAUGUCAUAAAAUAACCCUAAAAUAAUUGAGUAUAUUUUAAAUCCAUACAUUAUCCAGGAAUGGCAGUUAGAAGUUUAAAAAAAAAAUCAUGGAUUUUUUUCUCAAAAACUCAUUAUUAGCAUUGCCAGAUCUACUUGAAUAAUUUUAGCAGCAGCAGAUUUCCUUCCAGUUUAUUGGAGUUGUUUCACAUAUUCAGAUAUAUUUCAUAUUUUCAAAUAAGAUAUUGACAAAUUAACACUUUUAAAAUCCUGCUGUUCAGAGUUAAACCUUCUGCUUUACUGCUUUUCUGUGCUGCCAUCUCCCUGCCAGCCUGCAGAGAAAAGAACAAUGAAGGAAAAAGUGAAGUUGUUUAUUUUCUCUCAGAGCAUAUCUGAGCUGCAAAGCAACAACAAAAAAAUCACAUAUUUAAAGAAGGUUUUCUUAAAGGGAUGCAGAUAGUCAGGAAACAAGUUGACAUUUUACCCAGAACUCCUCAUGUUGUGCCUUGUUUUUGUAAAUAAUUGAACUCCCUACCUUUCUAAAAUAAUUUUCAAUAUCAAAUUUUUCUAGAUGUUACUCUUAGAGAGACGACAAUAUAGUGUAUAUUCAGCGAUGUGAAAAAUACUUUCUAUAAUCAACACUAGCGAGUCAUAUUAACUGAUUUAAAUCCAGCUGUAUGUGGAGCACUUUAUUUAUUUAUUGGAGUUCGAUAGCCGUAAACAGUCUGAGAAGAGAAGCAUUCGACCCAACUGGAGAACAAACACACACAAGUGGAAACAAAACUCUGAUUUAUUCCCGAUUUCAGAGAAAAGAACAUAUUAGGAGAACACGGCGGCGUGUUGUAGAUGCAUGUUUUCUCUGCACUAAAUUCUUAACGUGUUACCAACAGGCCCACAUGGAUAGUGGAGUUAAAGAGGAUUUGUAUCAUACAAGUGUACAUUUGCAUUUUCAAUAAAUAUUUCUUCCGAAACCUCA